Molecule: messenger RNA, 426 nt
Organism: Trichoderma gamsii
Lineage: Eukaryota; Fungi; Ascomycota; Sordariomycetes; Hypocreales; Hypocreaceae
Product: mitochondrial import inner membrane translocase subunit TIM16
Exons: 2
Coding region: 1-426 (141 amino acids)
Biological process (GO): protein import into mitochondrial matrix
Cellular component (GO): TIM23 mitochondrial import inner membrane translocase complex
Source: RefSeq, a predicted model, not a curated record
AUGGCGCACAAAUUCGUCCUCACAGCCUUCCUCACAGGCUCACGUAUCCUCGGCCGGUCCUUCAUGGCCGCCUACCGACAAGCCCAAGCCUCAUCGCAGUACCAGCGUGCGCAAGCAAAGGCCGGCGGCGUCAGCGCCUCAGGCCGCGCCUCUCUAACGGCGGGCAUGACCCUGGAAGAAGCCUGCCGCAUCUUGAACGUCAAGCCCCCCGCCAACGGCCAGGCCAACGUCGAGGAGGUGCUCGAACGGUACAAGCGGCUGUUUGACUCAAACAACCCGGAUAAGGGCGGCAGCUUCUACCUGCAGAGCAAGAUUGUACGCGCAAAGGAGCGAUUCGAGGCGGAGCUCGGACCCAUACGGGAAAAGGCUGAGAUGGAAGCUGAAGCGAAGGAGGGGUGGAAGCCCAAGAUUUACAAGGAUGAAUGA